Didymella exigua CBS 183.55 is the source of this 3738-nucleotide messenger RNA. RefSeq lists its product as uncharacterized. The coding region runs from base 373 to 3534 and encodes 1053 amino acids. The record is from RefSeq and is a predicted model, not a curated record. NCBI's taxonomy places the organism in Eukaryota, Fungi, Ascomycota, Dothideomycetes, Pleosporales, Didymellaceae. The transcript has 4 exons. Gene Ontology annotation, biological process: negative regulation of TOR signaling; regulation of cell cycle. Gene Ontology annotation, cellular component: TSC1-TSC2 complex.
UGUUAGUCCCGGCAGAGUGAAACCUUUCUUGCUUUUACCGUGCGUCCCAGGAUCAUGAGUAGCAUUUCUCGUCCAUUGGAAUCUCACAGUGCCGCAUCAAAAUCACGUCAAGGCCGCCACAAGUGAAAUAUUGAACUGAUUUCCUUCCGCGCCUUCUCCACGCUUCACCCCACGUCAUAGCUCUCCAUAUUACGACCAGUAGCUGUGUUCACACAGUCUGGAACGACUGUAGCGAAGCCAUAGCUAUCGAAGCUCGCACUAUCUAGGCGACUGGCUUAUUGUUAUAUUGGGCUUGCUGCUCGUUUGACAGGCCGCCAAUGGGCACCGCAGCAUAGCACAUUUGGCUCUGCGCAAUCGCACACAGAAGACGCCAUGGCUCCAGGCUCGAUGAGAGAUGCUGUCAAGGCUCUUGACAACACCUUUAGCGCCCCCGACGUACCCUACCCGCUACCUGAUGAGCUCUGCGUAACCAUCCAGGCCUUCCUCGAUCGCUACGAUGACAUCGACGAUCACGACUCACAGCGGUUCCACGAGGAUCUCCACUCGCUAUACCAACGGCAUGUCGCGGACAAUACGGCUAAACACGGCGCAUUCCUUUCAGCUUUGCGAUUCGUACGGCCAGCUCUGACUGGCGAGACGAGGUUGACCAUUUGGUGGAACUUGGUUUUGAAGCCCAAGAUAGAUGGGAUAGGACACAAAAGACAAGAGAUCGAAGAUGCAAGAGAGAUCGUGCAGAGCAUGUUGGUAUAUGAUGCUGAAGAGGAUCAAACAGGAGAACAUGCACGUCUGUCGAAGCUGUUCACGAGAAAAAUCCUGGAUGCAUAUCUCAUCCGGACUGAUGUCUCAGUAGUUCCUGAGAACGCUGUGUCGCCGGAGAACGAGUUCAUUGCUAAUGAGCUCGAGAGUGUUCUCAUUACAUUCGGGAGAAGGAUGCCCAAGCUGCUUCUCUUUGCUCUCGAUGAGCUCUUCGUACAAAAGCAAUACCGAUUGCAAGCACUAGGUCUUCUGAGCGCUUUCGUGCGCCUGCAACCUCCGCAUCUGCACCUCGUACUCGAAACUCCUCUCUUACAGCACUUAGAGAAGUGUCUACUCAUCGACACAUCCACUGUAGUUAUGGAACUUGCUCUUGUGGUGCUGAUUAUGCUCCUGCCUCACAUAUGUGGAUCUUUAACUUCCGAUCAUCAUCUCCCGAAGCUGUUCUUGAUCUACACAAGGAUUCUUUGCUCCGAUAAGCUGAGCAGAUCUGAAGAUCAAAACGCGGAGAGAGACCAGGACGAGAGAAGGUAUGAGGAUAGCGAAGAAGAGGGGGAAGCGAGCCCAGACCAUGAUCAAGCAUGGGAGCAACUGCAGCCUGCAGAAGGGGAAGAGGGAGGUUCACCAACCCUUAUGCACUACUUUACGUUCCUCUACGGGCUGUUUCCGCUGAACUUCAUGAGCUUCAUCAAGAAGCCUAGGAAGUAUCUGAAGUCGCUCAACUUCCCAGGUGCGAGAGACUUCGAUCUUGAUCAGCAACUCAUCCAUGGCCGAACCGAGCCCUACCGGACUGUCCAUUUGUUGCACCCGAACAUGUUUACAACCACCAUCGAAGAGGAGCUCAGCGAGAACAGAUGGCUCAAGAGUGAUCCUGCAGACGUCGUCACCGAAUGCAUGGAUCUUUGUGUUGCAGUCUCAGCAUCCUUGGAAGACCCUGGACCGCCUCCCACGACCAGGCUUCCACCUGUCCCACCUCUACCCGAAGUUCCAGCAGAGUUCGCCCUAGAUGAGACUAGAAACGACUCUGAAGUGAGCUGGAGAAACACUCAAUCUACGAUGUUUAUUUCUCCAAGCGACGCACCCGAUGUUGCAGAAACUGCCGACAUGCCGCUCAGGUCAAAGUCAGUCGCAUCUGCGCAGUCAUUCAAGUCGGCAUCGCCUCUGUUGAAGACCCACGAUACAAUGGAUUCGCCAACUUUGCCACCAGCAAAGGAGUUAUUGAAACAGAACCUGCUUGGCACCACGACCGUAUCAUCGCAGCGACGAGUCAAUCCCCAGCCAAGCUUGGACAGCUUUGCUCGAUCGACUGCCGGCACUCUCUCGCCUCCACACCAGCAUUUUGACUUUCACGGUCAGACGAUGUCGUCAUUGCAGCGCGAGAUCAUGCUUCUUCGAAACGAUCUAAAUUUCGAACGCUACUUGAAGCUUCAACACCUUUCGCACAUUGGGCAGCUGCAGCGAAAGCACAUCCGCGAGGCUGCAGCAGAGGCUGAUACUCAAAAUUUAAUCAACACGAACAAGACGCUGAAGGCUAGGCUGACAAAAGCGAAUGAGCUUUAUAACCAGCUCAAAAAAGAAACACUUCAAAGCCGCAACCAGAGCAAAAAGUGGGAGAAUGAUCUCAAUUCCAAGGUCCGGGUAUAUAGAGACAGCGAGAAGACAUGGCAUAGUGAAGAAGAGAGUCUGCGAUACGAGCUUCAGAGAACACAGUCUGACUACGAGCAUCUCAAGAAAAUCGUUGAGAAGGCAGAAGCUGAGCAGCUGAGGGCUGAACAACGCACAAGAGCUCUCGAGUACGAGCUGGAGGACUAUAGCACCAUACGCAACGAGCUCGAAACUGCACAGCAGAAAGUCUUGGAGUACGAAGAGCAGGCUCAAGGUCUACAUAGUCUGGUUCAGGAGCGCAACGACUUGCGCAACGACCUCGAGAUUGCAAAUAUGCGUCUGAACAGUCGCGAAGCUGAGCGUGAACGUUCUAUCUCAGCCUACGAACGGCGCAUCAUGACACUAGAGCAUCAACUACAGGUAACUGAGAUGUCAGCGGGGCCUCCAGGACAGUUGCCUGCUUCGGUUCAGCAAAUGCUCGAUUCGGCUCUCGCAGCAAGCCAGGCCAAGCUGCAAUCUUUGAAGAGAGCGCAUCAGAAUUUGUCGGCACAGCAUACUGAACUGCAGUUGAAGUACCAAGAUCUCGAGGCGGAGCACCAUGCUACAUUGGGCCGAUUCGACGUUCACGAGAAGACAGGACACCACGAGUAUGCUCAGUCGCAGCUCAGUCGCAACUCGAGCCUGCGCGAAGGAAACCAUUAUGGCGUACGGCACCUGCCUCCAACAUCGACAGAGCCUUCGAUCGACGAAGAGCGCGAGUACUUCUCAAAUAUCCACUCCCCAACCAGUCCAACCUCUGCUAUCUUACCAGCAGCACAACGACCAGCUCGGCUGGACUCUAUGCCCAGUCACGGAAGCCAACGAUCGCAGCGGUCACCUCCAGGCCCCUCGAUGUACCCUGCCUUCGGUGGCGCCCUGCACCCUGAUCUGUACGAGCCGCAAGCUCUAGCGAGAAUUAACCCUGCGGUCCAGUCAAGCGCCAAAAGUAGCUUCUCUGUUGAAACAGAGGGCAGUGGUGGUAAGGCCGAUAAGGAUAAGGUGGAGGCGAAGUCUGAGGUCAGGGUGUAUGGUCGUGGUGGCGCACAGAAUAUCGGAAAGAAGGUCAAAGAUAAGGAGCAAAAGAAAGCAUCCUCAGCUAAGACGGGAGGUUUCCGUGGUCUUAGAGGAAUCAUGUGAGGCAAGAUUGUUGCAGGAGUUGCUCCCUUCCAACGUGUCAUGAAUCUUUCACGCAUUAUUGGCUGACCGAGAAGUGGCAACCACGAGGCACGAGAGCAAUGUCAGCGCACCUGGGCAGACUAGGCCUGCUGCCACUUUUGCUUAGUGUUACGAAGAGCAUGUAGUCAAUCAUAUUGUGUAGUACUAAUUAUCAUUUCGAGAUCG